Messenger RNA from Zerene cesonia (dogface butterfly), 2659 nucleotides. RefSeq names its product venom serine protease-like. The record is from RefSeq and is a predicted model, not a curated record. The transcript is spliced from 10 exons. Gene Ontology annotation, molecular function: serine-type endopeptidase activity. NCBI's taxonomy places the organism in Eukaryota, Metazoa, Arthropoda, Insecta, Lepidoptera, Pieridae. Gene Ontology annotation, biological process: proteolysis. Bases 105 to 1286 code for a protein of 393 amino acids.
CUCACACGACUCACUCUUUGUGGGGGAAACUGACGUUUCGAUUUUUUUUUCGUUUUUUUUUUUCGACAUCGGAUCGGAAGGCGGUAUAUGUGGAGUAUAAUCGCAUGAUGUAUCUGGUAAUUACUACCCUGGUGUCUCUUGCCAGCUAUGUUAACGCUCAAAGUGCCAAUUGCGAUUUUGAUCAAGAAAUAGCAGUAGGGCAGACCUAUUACAUUUACAACCCUAACUACCCUAACAGUUACGCUCCGAGUACGGUAUGCAGGUGGAUGCUGCGAUGCCCCCCAGGAUAUAACUGCAGGUUGGACUGCGAUCUUAAUAUGCCUUCGACGUACAUGUGUUCCGGUGAUCACAUCCUCGUCUCUAGAUCGGGUGACCCUCAGCUAGUGGCAGCUGAACGGUACUGUGGUGAUGGAGUGUUGAACGUUGUCUCCAUGGGUCAAACAAUGAGCGUGGGGCUUGAAACCACUUACUACACGUCCGGUGGCAACUUUCUUUGCGAAGUGACAGCUCAAGAACCAGUUACAACGACAACCUGCAAAUGUGGUGUUAAGAAGACUACCCGUAUUGUCGGCGGUGAAGACGCAAAGCCCAACGAGUACCCAAUGAUGGUAGCCGUCAUCGAGCAAGGCUCGUCCACGGUCAUGUGCGGAGGCGUCAUCAUUUCCGAGACAUACGUGCUAACCGCCGCUCACUGCGUUGAAAGGAAGAACUAUAGAAAUAUCGGCGUCGUGGUCGGGGAACAUGAUUUGUCUACUGGAACGGAGACCCCUUAUACAAAAGGUUACCGAGUAAGCAGGAUCGCUAUACAUCCGUAUUAUUCAAAUGUCACUUAUGAUUACGACGCUUCGAUACUCACAACUGCGCAGCAAAUUGUGUUCAGUGACUACGUGGGCACCGUCUGCCUCCCCUUCAGGUACUCGCAGUAUGACUUCACUGGGGAAAAGCUAACUGCAUUGGGUUGGGGAACGCUCUAUAUAGGUGGACCAACGCCAGAUGUCCUUCAGAAAGUGGUGCUCGAUGUGAUCAGCCAAGAUGCGUGCAGUAGAAGAGUCAAUUCGCUCACACCUCGUCAGCUCUGCACGUAUACUCCAGGGAAAGAUGCCUGCCAGAUGGACUCCGGCGGGCCUCUCCUCUUCACCGCAAGCAACGGUCUUCUCUACAAUGCAGGCAUCGUGAGCUCUGGAUCCCUCUGCGCUUCCGCAGGCAGGCCGGGAAUCAACACGCGCGUCACAGAAAUACUACGGUGGAUCUUGUACAUUGCGCCAGCUAAUUAUUGUGUUAAAUAGAGUUAAGUGUUUGUCGAUUAUGUUAUUGAGAGAAGGAUAGUGCUAUUCAUUAUUAUUUAUAUCAGACUAAACAAUGUUCCAAUGCUAUUUAGAUUGCUAUGGGAUUAAAUGAACAUGCUGGUAAAAUGUGAUACAAUAAAUGCUACUUGAAAUAAUCAAUAUGCAUCACCGUUAUAUUUAUACUAAUAGCAUAAAGCUAAAUAGUUUGUUUGAUCGUGGUAGUCUCAGAAACUAAUGGUCUAAUUUGGAAAAUUCUUCAAGUGUUAGAUAGUUGAAUUAUGGAGGCUAUUAUACGUAAUGUCAUUAUAUUCUACAUCAUAUACGGCGCGGGUGAAAUCUUGGGGCACAGCUUCUACCUCAUGAUAGACUAGCUUUGGCUCUUUGUACAAUAUAGUGGAUUUUCUGCUGGUAUAAUAAUAUGAUAAAUUAUUAUGGCCCUCAUUAUUAAGUCAAACUAAGUAUACAAUGUUAUCGAAUAAACUAAGAAUAGUUUGAACCUUAAACUUGAAGCAAUAUUGUUCAUUAGAUUCCUACGAUUGACAGUAGAGGAAUGUACAGAUACGGUAAUACUUUAAAGGUUUUGCCCGCGGCUUCGCACGCGUUAAAUUCUGUAGUUUAAUAGAUGUAAACCAUAUAUAUAAAAACCUUGUUGAAUCACUCUAUCUAUUAAGAAAACCCACCAAAAUCCGUUUCGUAUUUUAACCUUAUUUUAUAUUUAUAUUAUUACCGUAACCCACAUUCAAUAUGAUGUAAAAUCUUAAUUGUAAGUAUGUUGUCUUAUCCAGUAAAAUGCCAAUUGAAGUGAAAACAGACGAUUCAAAGAUAUGUAACACAAAUGGAAAUGAGAAAUGAAAGAAAAAUUAUUGUUUUUGUUUAAAUGAACGACAGAUAUGCAAUACAGAAAAGAGUUUAGGAUCAGCCCCCAACCUAAAGGCUUUCUAUAAGCGUAAACUUUAGUACAAUAGAUAAUGUAUGGUAUUGACAUGCCCUAAUAAUACGUCACGUAUAUUGGUAGACAAGUAUUAUUUUCCUAUUCUAUCAAACGGAACGUGAAGUGAAACGACAAGAGAGUAGUCCAUCAUUAACAACGACUAAUUAAUAAAAUUUCGAAAAUCUUUAAUGAUUGAAGAUCGCGUAUUAUAUAUUGCAUUUAAAUUGUUAUGUGUCGUAUAUCACAUUGCAAUUUGCUAUUUUAGUGUCUUAUACAAAGUUGCAAAAUUGUUGUAUCUCUUUAUAAAUUGAUGUAUUGAUUUACUACGAUGUAUUGAUGUAUUGAUUUACACUAAUUCUGUUUAAAAGAAUUGGCAAUUUUAAUGCACUUAUAUUUAAGAGUUAAUUAAUUUAUUAAUGAUUGUUAUUUAUUCAGUAAUAUG